This is a messenger RNA of Echinostoma caproni, 240 nucleotides long. Lineage: Eukaryota; Metazoa; Platyhelminthes; Trematoda; Plagiorchiida; Echinostomatidae. The record is from the annotation of a GenBank genome assembly.
AUGCAUAGGCGCGAUGAGGUGCGCUCCAUUUCUAAAUCCAUCCGGGCUGAACUUCGAAGGCCAAACUCUUUAUACGCCCGUGUUCGGCUUGAUAACAAAGGUAGUCGCGAGACCUGGAAAGCCCUCAUGCAUAUUUCUGGCAUCAAAUCCUCAUACCGUGCACCUGCUGCAGUGGACAUAGAUGGUCUGAAUGAGAGUUUCAUCAACAGUGGAACCGCUCUCAGUGCUCUACCUAAUUAA